GAAGAAGCUCUAGACGUCAGUUGAACAUGGCGUUGAGCUGGAGAGCUGUCAUCAGUCUACAGAGGAAAACAACGGCUGCCACGGACACGGCGUUUAUCUGAAAGUCAGCGACGGAUUACUUGUGACUGCCGAAGCUUACCUGAGCACAACUGUCUGCGUUUCAUCCUUUCCUGCCACUUCUGGGACUCAACGUACACCGAAGAAAAGGGGGCUGCAGUGCAGAGUUGACAGCUAACGUUACAGGCUUAGCUAGCUAACGUUUACCUGGACAAUUUGACCACAAAAUGUGUCCACCUCUUUAGCUAUCUAAGGUCAACGUAAGCGGUGGACGCUAGCUAUCGAUCCUGUCAAGAGCGCAGCUAUUUGGGUUAACUCCUCGUGCACUUAGAGCUAUUAGCUAGUCGAUAAUAACGCAACAUGAACUGUUGAUCCUUAUUUGCUUGUUACCACUAAGGUCCAGACAGCUCAGCUAAUACUGUCAGCAUAACCUUAACUAACCUGAGUACCAUAUGCUAAGUUUAUUUUGUUUUUAUACUCAGCUUGUAAAGCGUUAGCCAAAAAAGCGUAAAGAAAAUGUCAGAUAACCAGAGCUGGAACUCCUCCGGUUCCGAGGAAGAUAUAGAGCCUAAAGAGGAGUCUGGACAUCUUGUUGGUAUCGUCGACUUGAGCGGAGUCCUCAGCAAGUGGACAAAUUACAUCCAUGGAUGGCAGGACCGUUGGGUGGUCCUGAAAAACAACACACUGAGCUACUACAAGUCUCAGGAUGAGACGGAGUAUGGCUGUCGGGGUUCCCUCUGCCUUAGCAAAGCUGUUAUUACUCCUCAUGAGUUUGAUGAGUGCCGGCUGGACAUCAGUGUAAACGACAGUGUGUGGUACCUAAGAGCACAAGACCCAGAGCACAGACACCAGUGGAUCGACUCCAUUGAGCUGCACAGGGUAUGUCAUUCGCACUCUAACACAGGUGACAAUAAACUGCUGGUAUCAAGAGCACAAGACCCAGAGCACAGACACCAGUGGACUGACUCCAUUGAGCUGCACAGGAGUGUCAGAGAGGGAAGGAGAGAGAAGGGAGGAUUCCAGGGAACAAUAAUCAUCCCUCCACCACUGGCCGAUUCUGGAUAUGGCUCAGAGUCCAGUCUGCGGAGACAUGGCUCCAUGCUGUCUCUCGCAUCAGCCACCAGCGGCUACUCUGCCACUUCCACAUCCUCCUUCAAGAAGGGUCACAGCCUGAGAGAGAAGCUGGCAGAGAUGGAGACCUUCAGAGAUAUCUUGUGCAGGCAGGUGGACACGCUCCAGAAAUACUUUGAUGGCUGUGCAGACGCCGUGUCUAAGGAUGAGCUGCAGAGGGAUAAAAUCGUGGAGGAUGAUGAAGAUGACUUCCCCAACACCCGGACAGAUGGAGAGUUUCUGCACAACAACAAUGGCAGCAAAGAAAAACUGUUCCUGUCCUUGAGUCCCAAGGGAAUCAAUGGCAUAGACUUUAAGGGUGAGGCCAUCACAUUCAAGGCCACCACAGCUGGGAUCUUGGCCACUCUGUCCCACUGUAUCGACCUCAUGGUGAAGAGAGAAGACAGCUGGCAAAAGAGAGUGGAUAAGGAGAUGGAGAAGAGGCGAAGAAUAGAAGAAGGCUAUAAAUCAGCGCUCAAUGAGUUGAAGAAAAAGUCUCACUUUGGGGGUCCAGAUUAUGAGGAGGGUCCAAACAGCCUCAUUAAUGAGGAUGAAUUUUUCGAUGCAGUUGAGGCUGCUCUCGACAGACAGGACAAAAUAGAAGAACAGUCUCAAACUGAGAAGACAAGAAUACAGAGAUCCAGCCCAGUCCCCCCUGGAGACGUCUAUUCCAGCGCUGGCACACACAGAUUCUCUGACAAGGUGGAGGAGAUGGUGCAUAGUCACAUGACCUACUCCCUGCAGGAUGUUGGUGGAGACGCCAACUGGCAGCUGGUUAUAGAAGAGGGAGAAAUGAAGGUGUACAGGAGAGAGGUGGAAGAAAAUGGGAUUGUUUUGGACCCGCUGAAGGCCACCCAUUCGGUAAAGGGGGUGACUGGUCACGAGGUCUGCCACUACUUUUGGGACACUGCGUACCGCAACGACUGGGAGACCACCAUUGAAAACUUCAGCGUUGUGGAGACAUUGUCAGACAAUGCAACGAUUGUUUAUCAAACGCAUAAGCGGGUGUGGCCUGCCUCUCAGAGGGACGUGUUGUACCUGUCUGCCAUGAGAAAGAUCUUGACCAACAAUGAGAAUGACCCAGACACCUGGCUGGUCUGCAAUUUCUCUGUGGAUCAUGACGAUGCACAGGUGAGUGAUCCAGUCCAUUCAGAUGCAUUCAUUGAGAUUCUGAAUGAUAAACAUGCUGCUGUUUUUCUUAAUUCUCCGUCCUGUCGUCCCACACAGCCAACCAGCAAGUGUGUCCGUGCCAAAAUCAACAUUGGCAUGAUCUGUCAGACCCUGGUCAGCCCACCAGAGGGAGAUAAAGAGAUCAGCAGAGACAACAUCCUGUGUAAAAUCACCUACGUCGCCAAUGUGAAUCCAGGAGGCUGGGCUCCCGCCUCCGUGCUCAGGGCCGUGGCUAAGAGGGAGUACCCCAAGUUCCUCAAGCGCUUCACCUCCUACGUCCAGGAAAAAACUGCUGGCAAACCCAUUUUAUUCUGAGGCUCACAGUGUUGAGACAUGAGGACAGAACUGCAUGUGAGGUUUCGAGGAUCUACCAUCUGCUGGUCUGCUGCCGUGACGAGAUUCAAAAUGAUCUUCUCCCUCCCAGUUUUAAGUUACAUGUUAGUUCCAGUAAGGGAGGAAGGGUCAUAAUGCUACCUUCCCUCCCCAUGAAAGCUCUUGCAGCAGCUCCUAAUGCCACAGUUGAUGCCAUCAUUCAUGCUCGUGUAGAAGACUGACUUGUAAGAGUAGCCAACUUGUCAGGUCGCGUCUCUUUUCUUACAGAUAUAUUAAUAUAUAAAUGUAUGUAUGUUCUAUAAGAGGUUUGUAAAGAGAAACAAACAGAUCUUUGCUAAUAGACUGAAAUAUUUUAUUCUUGCCAUUUAUAGUUCCUUUUGCUAGUAAAACAUCAUUGAUUGACUUGAGAUGAAUAUCAUCUUAUUUUUAUUAAGUCCAGAGGGCUGUCAUCAACUCAUGACCCCUAUGAUAUAAGACUUGACCUUUCUGACUCUGUCCCUCUCGUGAAAACACCCCUCGUUGGUGCUGAUGGGGGGACAAGUCGAGAGGAGUGUGUCAUAUUUAGUGUACAAAAUAGAGUUCAUGUACAUUAUUUGCUUGGCUUUAUAUUUGUGUCAUUGUACAAUGUUGUAGUGGCAUAGCACAUAUUUUGAAUGUUUGGAUUGUAAAUAGUGUCACUAAAAUUUCUCUGACAGUCUGAAAAUAGUUUUUGUGACUACAUUCGAGCCCAAAUGCCUUAGUGUUACAGGAAAAUAUAGUUUCAGAUGGGAUAACGGGUGCUCUUAGUGCACCUAUGAAAUCACUAGUGAAGUGCCUCAUGGCUAAAGUCCCCUUAUUAUUGUCUUUUCUCCUUUAGGAGUCAAUUUAAAAUUUGUCCUGCAAUAUAUUUGCUGAAUGAAUGAACCAGGCCUCCCACAGAGGGCUAGCAGGACAUUUUUUUCACAGGUUCUAGUAUAAUGAAGACUUAAGAUUCAUUUCAGUUUAAUUUCAGUAUAAGCAUUGACACUUCAACCUUUCUGUCAGUGUACCUGGUAUUUGUUACAUGUGCUGAGUGCUGCCAGUUAGUGCUGAAACCAUCCUGUUAAUAUAGUCAAGUUAGUCUCUGUAUCAUGUAUUUUCUGUCUAAAAAUGUGGCUAAUACAAGUGCAGGGCUGCAAAGUCCAGCGUUUAGUAAGGAUCUACUCUGUACUAAGUACUUGAGUUGAUUUUUAUAAGAAUGAUGUACUUGCAAUUCCACAUUAGAUGUUUCAUUUGCUCACCCUUAUACAUUUCCUAAAACCAUAACCCUGGACUUUGCAGUUUAACAGUUGACGCAGGCUAAAAUAGAACCAUCGCAAAUUCCUUUUAAAGAGUAAAGAAGCAUACACAAUUUAGUUUAAGAACUGAUUACAUUUUUAGUACUAUUUCCUCCUGUGGACUACACAAAAUGUUGGGGGGCUCAUAGCAAUGAUAGAUUUGUAGCUAUUUUAUCAGUCUCCACUCUUAAGCUUUUGAUUUUAGAGCUUAUAGCAGAAUGAUGUGGGUAAGAGUGAAGACAGAUGAUACUCAGCCUCUCAGCUAAGUGGAAAGAAGCUGGGCUGAAGCUCUCACCUAAAGCAGACAUUUCUAAAACAAGUUUAGUUAUUAGCAAGUUGUUAAAACUGAAUGUAAUUAGAAAUACAUUUUUUGUAAAUAAUUUGUUCAUACUAAUGCUGUGGGAUCAACUUACAAAUGUACUGUGACAGCGUCGCACUUCUUUUGCCCUGUUUUAAAAGUGAAAUAAAUAAGUUUAUCCUCCA
Siniperca chuatsi (mandarin fish) is the source of this 4448-nucleotide messenger RNA. Its product is annotated as ceramide transfer protein-like. Bases 574 to 2652 code for a protein of 692 amino acids. The transcript is spliced from 17 exons. The record is from RefSeq and is a predicted model, not a curated record. Gene Ontology annotation, biological process: ER to Golgi ceramide transport. Gene Ontology annotation, molecular function: phosphatidylinositol-4-phosphate binding. Gene Ontology annotation, cellular component: Golgi apparatus. NCBI's taxonomy places the organism in Eukaryota, Metazoa, Chordata, Actinopteri, Centrarchiformes, Sinipercidae.